AUGGCGACCAAAAGCCGCAUAGCUUCUUCCCUCCCUUCAGAAUAUCGGGGCGUUUCACCUUCUCCGCUAUAUGAAGCGACAGGUACCGAAGUAGUAAUAUACAAAAUUGCCCCCCCCUCUCUCUCUCUCUCUCUCUCUCUUUCUUUCCCAGGCGUGACUGACCCUCGCUUUUCUCAGCAACUACGUGAUAAUAAUGGCUGCUCACGAUCGAUAGAUCGGUCGAUAUGUUACUGUUGCAUCUGGAAACUGAUUUCUUUCCUCACACCGACCAACCUUGAUUUGCACAGUCUCACCCACUGUGUUUUCCCUCACCCUAACCCCACCCACCACCACCACUUCGUUUCUCGCGUGCCAGUCCUUCUUUCCAAACCUUCACCUUUUCAUCUCCCCCUCUAUCGCCCUUUCAUCUCCUUCUCGUCGCUCACUUGCCACUCUGUUUAUCCAGCUCUUCCAUCUCACUCUUGUCUCUCACUUACCGCUCCGUCUAUCCAAACCCUUUCAUCUCCCCCUUGUCUCUCACUUGCCGCUCCAUUUAUCCAGCACGUCCAUCUCCCUCUUGUCUCUCUCUCGCCGCUCCGUCUAUCCGAGCCCUUCAAUCUUCCCCUUGUCUCUCACUUGCUGCUCCAUUUAUUCAAAUCGUCCAUCUCCCUUUUGUCUCUCCCUCACCGCUCCGUCUAUCCAAGCCCUUCCAUCUCCACCCUUCUCUCACUUACCAUUCCCCGUCUUCAAUUCAUUCUGUCUCCCUCUUGUCUCUCACUUACCGCUCUAUUUAUCCAGCUCGUAGAUCUCUCUUUUUUUCUCUCACUUACCGCUCCGUCUAUCCAAGCCAUUCCAUCUCCUCCUUGGCUCUCAAUUGCCACUCCGUCUAUCCAAGCCGUUACAUCUCCCUCUUGUCUCUCACUUGCCACUCCGUCUAUCCAAGCCGUUACAUCUCCCUCUUGUCUCUCAAUUGCCACUCCGUCUAUCCAAGCCGUUACAUCUCCCUCUUGUCUCUCACUUGCCACUCCGUUUAUCCAAGCCAUUCCAUGCCCACCUUGUCUCUCUCUCACCGCUCCGUCUAUCCAAGCCCUCCCAUCACCCACUUGUCUCUCACUUGUCACUCCCUUUAUCCAUCUCUUCCCUCCCCCUUGGAUCUCACAUGCCACCCUCUUUCCCACCCCUCCACUCUCCACCUUGGCCGCUCUUUCUAUAGCUCUUAACAAAUACCUUACAUCAUUUUCCUGCUAUAGUAGUCAAGACAAGUGCCUCUCUUCAUAUCUGCGAAGUCAGAGGAUUCCUUCUCCUCCCACUUCUACCCUCUUCUAUAUUACCUCCCACCUUUUCACACUACCUUCUUCAUUACCUCCUGCCAAUCUCUUUCUCUCUCCUUUCAUUUUCCCCCCCUAUAUAUCAUUCAUUGAAGUUUACUCUCCCAAACACGCCCUCAUUAUAUUUUCUUUUCCUUCUCCUCCUCGUCGUCUUGCAAAAACCUAUUUUCUCCGCGCUUCUCUCUCUUAUUUCGCUCUUCCUGCACUUUCCUUCCUCUAUCUUUUCUUCUUCAUUCCCUGA
Molecule: messenger RNA, 1548 nt
Organism: Acanthosepion pharaonis
Lineage: Eukaryota; Metazoa; Mollusca; Cephalopoda; Sepiida; Sepiidae
Source: the annotation of a GenBank genome assembly